GGCGUCUACUGCGUGCUAUUUGUCACCUCUGUCGUGAUUCUCAUAAAACGCUAUCGGGUGUCCAACAGAGUAAUUUGGGUUGCAAACUGCCUGCUGUUCAUGACAUCAACAGCCCAUUUUGCGUUGAUGUUCAACCACUUCUAUAUUGCACUCGAAAAUGCUCCAUUCGCAGAGUUCGCAAACGAAACUCCUGCGUUGAUAGGAGCAAAUUUAAUGAUCUCUGUGGUUGACUUCAUUGGAGACUUGCUCUUGCUCUAUCGAUGCUGGCUUGUCUGGGAGAAGAAUUUCUAUGUGAUUGUUCUCCCUCUCCUCACUGCUCUUGGAGGCUUUGGAUGCAUCUUGCCCAUUCCAUCCCUCUUAUUGUCGAUCAACCCGACAUCACCAACUCCUCCAACUGAGAUCGUGCCCUUAACCAUUGCCGGAUAUGCUUUGCCUCUUUGCACAAACGUUAUGGUCACUGGACUCAUUGCUGGUCGCCUUUGGUACAUCUCUCGGAUUCCCGUCGUCGAUGAACAUGGAAAGCCAAAGAUCAUAAAAAUCGCUGUUGGUGGGCGCUCGAUGAUGCUAAUCAUCGAAAGUGGUGCGCUGUACUUGGUCACGCAGCUCAUCUUUGUCGUUCUCGUAGCUAUCCGAAAUCCGGCCGAGGCGGUAUUAAGUUUAGCGGGAACACAAAUAUAUGGCAUCGCGUCCACCCUGAUCAUAAUUCGUGUUGGGUUGGGCAUCUCAUCUGAGCAGACUUUGACGGCAAUGACAAGUACUCGUGUGGAAUUUCGGUCCCAGCCGCAAAGUGCCACAGGGAUGCGCUCGGUUGGGACAUGGAGAAACGAUCGCUCCUUUAAUUCGCCAUCAAUUGCACAAUUGGGUGAGGAACAGUGGUCGUCGGGUCAUCCUUGA
Molecule: messenger RNA, 894 nt
Organism: Suillus paluster
Lineage: Eukaryota; Fungi; Basidiomycota; Agaricomycetes; Boletales; Suillaceae
Exons: 4
Source: RefSeq, a predicted model, not a curated record